AUAUCAAAAUCUUUCUUUCUUUCUAAUAAUGGCAGUUUUCACACAUUGAAUGGAGCCAACAUUUUGAUAACAUUUUCAUUUUUUUUCUGCAAAACAUGGCUCCUGCUUUAACUGCCAAUUCAUUUCUUCUGACUGCCACAACUCAUUCAAGUCUCUCUUCUCGAAAAAACCCGAAAAGAUUGAUUACUUGUGCCAAGAAAGCUGAUGCAGGUGGUGCAGACAGUGAAGUGGAAAAUGGGAAUCGAUUUAAGUUCAAUUUCGACUUUGGAAAGGUUUCUGAUAUGAAAUCUUUAAUACCCGUUAUGAGUAACCCGUCUGCAUCGGGUGGGACGUUGUUUGGGAAACGUAAGGACCCGAAUACGGUUUUUGUUGCUGGAGCUACUGGGCAGGCUGGAAUUCGGAUUGCGCAGACUUUGUUAAGGGAAGGUUUUAGUGUUAGAGCUGGUGUCACUGAGCUUGGUGCUGCUCAGGAGUUGGCCCGUUUGGCGGUUAAUUAUAAGGUUAUUUCAACCGAAGAAUCCAAACGCCUUAAUGCUGUUGAAUCCACCUUCCAAGACCCUGAAGCCAUAGCAAAGGCAAUCGGGAAUGCCACCAAAGCUGUAGUCACUAUUGGUCCAGGUGAAAAUGGUCCAACCACAGAAGUUAGCACAACAGAAGCUCUGCAGUUCAUUCAAGGUGCUCAAUUGGCGGGUGUCAACCAUGUCACCAUAAUCUAUGACACUGCCAUAGAAUCUUUCACCUCAACCAACAACGUACUAGAUGGGCUCUCAUUGUUCUUUAACAACUUGUUCUCAAACACACAACCUUUGACAUUGAAAGAGUUUCUUGAUGGUCUAAUUGAAACGGAUGUAAAGUAUACCCUGAUCAAGACAAAACUAACAGCCGACUAUGGUUCUGAGAGUUCAUACAACUUUGUUGUGACUGCAGAAGGCAUCACCGGGGAAAACGACUACAAAGUGACAAAGUCUCAGAUUGCAUCUUUGGUGGCAGAUGUUUUCUCUAACACGGAAGUGGCGGAAAAUAAGGUUGUGGAAGUUGCUACAAGUCCUGAUGCAGCCGCAAAGCCAGUGAGCGAACUUUUCAGUGUAAUUCCUGAGGACGGUAGACGACAAGCUUAUGCAGAAACCAUUGCAAAGGCCAAGGCCGAGGAAGCCGUGAAAGCUGCAGAAAAAGCAGCUAAAGCUGCUGCAAAAGCAGAGAAUGAGGUGAAAAGGUUGGAACCAGCCUCAUCAUCAAGUGUAGAUGAAGACGUCCAGGAUCGAGGCACAACAGCACGAAAGUCAUUAAGUGACCUAAUGGACCGAUUAAAAACUGCCAGGCUUGCCAGCAAACCCACAGAAAAAUCCGAGCCUAUAGCUGAAGAUGACCCAGACCAAGAUAGCGCACCAGGGUUAGCGCUCUCAUGGGAAAAACUAAGCUCGGGGUUCGCAUCAGCAGUUAAGAAUAACCCCAUCGAGCUGCCUAAAGUACAAAUUGCAACAGUCAGAGGUCAAGCCAAGGCUAGGACUUUGCCAUCAAAGCAAGCUGUGGUCAAGAAACCAGCAGCUAAAAAGGUGGCACCAGUGCAGCCCAAACCAAAAGAGUCUAAAGCAGAAGUGAGGAAGAUUUUCGGGGGAGUGUUUCAGCAGGAAACCAUUUAUGUUGAUGAUUAAUAGAUUUCUUUAUUUACAUCUUCCAUUUAUACUGUGAAUUGUAGUUGAAUCCUUGAUGGACGAAUGCUGGUUUAACCAGCUCGAGCAUCAACUUAUUCACAUGUAUCUCGUUUUUUGGUCA
Molecule: messenger RNA, 1773 nt
Organism: Erigeron canadensis
Lineage: Eukaryota; Viridiplantae; Streptophyta; Magnoliopsida; Asterales; Asteraceae
Product: protein PLASTID TRANSCRIPTIONALLY ACTIVE 16, chloroplastic
Exons: 5
Coding region: 96-1652 (518 amino acids)
Source: RefSeq, a predicted model, not a curated record